This is a messenger RNA of Symbiodinium natans, 744 nucleotides long. NCBI's taxonomy places the organism in Eukaryota, Dinophyceae, Suessiales, Symbiodiniaceae. The record is from the annotation of a GenBank genome assembly.
AUGGUGGCCGCGACUGCCACCCUGUCCGUGGCAGCUCUCCUUGCAUGUGUGGGUGCAACCUGCGCAUCGGAGAGUUGCCCUGACAGCGCGUCCUUGCUGGCGGUGGGUACCAAGAACACCUCGAACGGAGCCAUCAACGGGUUCACAUGGGAUGGCAAGUGCCACGCGGUGGAGGAAGGAGGCACUCUACGGGAGAACAACCUCAUCUUCGACCUUGGUGCGGAAGGAGCGCCCCUCUACUUUGAGCCGCAGACCUAUGCAGUCACGGACGGGCAGCCAGUUAAGGAGAGCUGCCUCAAGGUAUCGGACAAUCAGAUCACCUUCUAUGCUGGAAGGAAAGAGUCGCACUUCGUUGGCAAUGUUUUCAACUCGCACCGCGACUGCCACCAGUUAGUGGCCUCUGACGAGUGGACGUUCCCUGGUGUGCAGCGAAGGGAGUGCAUGCUCUUUCCGGGAAAGCUGAACUUCGUUUUGGAAGGAUAUCUGGGUGUGGGAUCCUCGAAGGUCCUUCUCCGAAUCGCCCAAGGAAGCUUGUUGAAUCUUGCCACCAACGAUUGGUGGCUGAGUGGUGAGCAGUGCCAAAGAGUCUGCGACCAUUCCUGUGAAAGAGAAACCGCCGUGGUUGUGCGCUGUGGUCUCCAGUGUGGCGAUUUCUGCUUCGUCUCAGGAGGAGACUAUCGUUUCAAGGUCAACCGCCGGCUUGACGGCUCAGCGUGCGAUGCUGCUACACUGUGCAGCAGCUAG